UACACAGUACGUCAAUACGUUUUAUGAAACCAAGUAAGUACGUUUAUUAAAAUUAUUAUGCUCUUGUGAUUAUUGUAAGUUUUGUUUUUCAAAUAUGAACGUUAAGUGCAUUGUGUGCAAGAAGAGUUUCUGUAAUAUUUAUACUUACAAAAAACACGUUAGGAUUUUUCACCCUGAAGAAGCAGAUAAACUAGCCCCGAAAAAAACAUACAAUUUCCACUGCCAAGACUGCGGCAGGAAUUAUUCACAUUUGAAACAUCUAAAAUAUCACCGAAGAAAGCUUCACGGCGAUGGUAAAAUGAAGCAACCUGUUUCAAAAAAGAAGUGCCCAAUCUGCGAUUUUUGCGGUUCCAAAGUGCAAGAACUAGACGAUCAUUUCAAUAAUGACCACCAAAUUGUGCUUCAUACUUCACAUCAUCACUUUUCAUCUCUAAAACAAUUUAAUUUGUGGAAAGAAGCAAUUGAGAACGAAACAAAAGCAUGUUUCGUGAAAUAUAGCGGAGCCAAAGUUCUCGUAAAUUCCCAGCAAAGUAUUAGUUAUGUUUGUCAUAGGUCUGGUACCUACACUUCUAAAAGCAAAGGCCUUCGACUUUUAAAAAGCCAAGGGAGUAAUAAGAUAAACGGUUUUUGUCCAGCUAGAAUCAAAGUCAUCACAUUUGAUGAUGGCUCAUGUGAGGUGGUUUUUUGUGAAACACAUGUGGGGCAUGAGAAUGAUUUAAAUCAUUUAUUUUUGAAUUCAUCAGAGAAAGAAAGAUUGGCGGCCAAAAUAGCUCAGGACGUGUCAUUUUGUACAAUUUUAAAGGAAGUGCAUGAUUCACAACAAGAUUUACAGUCAGAACGAUUGUGCUUACUUAAAAGAAAAGAUUUGCAUAAUAUAAAACAAAGGUUGUCUCGACAAAGUUCAACUCCCAGUCAAACUACCAGUGAGGAAUCAGGAGGCACAAACGGUGAAGAUGAAGAUAAAAAAUCUGAUUUAAUGAUUGACUGUGGUGACAGUGUUUGGAUAAAAUCAGACAAUGGUUUGGCGGAUCAUGAUUAUAUGUGUAGUAAGAAUAUAGAUACCAAAUGUUGUUUAUCACUGUCAGAAGAAAAAAAGAAACUUCAAACUAAUGUAACUAAGAUCAUUUCUUCACUGAGUUCUAUGGAGGAAGUACAAGUAAUGAAAAAAAUUAUUGCUUCAAUCAAGCCAAGUCUAGAAGAAGUUAUAAAAAGGAAAGAAGUAACAGUAGAAGAGACAUCAGCAGUUACAGUAUCCAAUGGCAAUUACAUCACUAAGUGUGACAAUACGCUUCAUAGACGUUUGAUUAUAGUGAAAGGAACUAGGCAAAUUGUUAUACACAAUCCCCAACAGAUUAACUAACAAUCAAAUGGAGGUGUGUUGCCAAGAUCACUGAUUCAAGGUACUAGCCCUAAAGAGAGGCUACAGUUGGAGACUGCGUAGUAGGAAUUGAUAUGCCAAAGUUAUUAAGUACGGCGUACAAACAUUUUAAAAUCAUCAUAAAAUGGAAACGAAUUUGGUGUACUAUAUGGGAACAUGAUAGCUUUACAAAAAUUUUAAUUUAAGACAAACUAGAAGAUUAAGUUUUAUAUGUAUUUCUCAAGUGUCCUGACAAAUCUGACUGUCAGAGUUCUAAGUAAAAAGUAAAUUUCCUUAUUUUUGCGAGCUUUUGUUAAAUUUAAACAACUCUUUUGACUUGAUUGCCUCAACUUACAAAAUGCUAUUUGUUUUAUCAGUAAAA
Messenger RNA from Zophobas morio, 1739 nucleotides. RefSeq lists its product as uncharacterized. The record is from RefSeq and is a predicted model, not a curated record. NCBI's taxonomy places the organism in Eukaryota, Metazoa, Arthropoda, Insecta, Coleoptera, Tenebrionidae. Bases 95 to 1360 code for a protein of 421 amino acids. The transcript is spliced from 3 exons.